AUGGUUGCUAACCGAGGAACCUUCAUGUUUCUCGGGGACAGCAGCAGCAACCUUCGGGCUGUAAGGAUUGCGGUCUUGUUCUCAUGUAUGGCAGCCGCUCUCGUACUGGUCACGCUCGGGGGCAGGGAUCCCGUCUUCCUUGAGAACGGUAUAGACGAGGAUAUGAAGACGGCCGUGGACAAAAUCAUGGCACGCCCAACAGAAGAAGAUAACAGCGCCAAGACCGUCGCAACGCAUGAAGCAAGAGCUGUGAAAGGCGACUUGAUGAUGGAAAGGGAUCUGAUCAAGCACAUGAAGAUGGUUCGCGCACAACUGGUGAAUGGAGAGCCCAUGGGCACGAAAGACAUCGAAUCUCAAAUCAAGUUUCUCAAGGAGGAUAUCGACUUCCUCCUUCUCAACCCUGAGUCUGCGGGGUAUACCAAGAUCCCGUAUGACAGCAGGAAACGAAGGCUGGAGCUUGCGCAGCGGAUAAAAUCACUUGUCGACUACUUGCAGUAUCGUCUCGUCACCGAGCAUGGGUGCAGCAUUCACGCUGUUCUCAACGAUGGGAGGUGCAUGCCUGACCCUCUGCCCAACAAGCUGCAGGGAGACUGGGAGCAAGAAAUGUACGGCAACUCCUAUCGUGCGUAUCAGCCCUACUACUACGCUCAAGGGCUCGCGAAUGGAGCGUACCCUGGAGGAUUGGCAGGAGGAGGAGGAGGAGGAAGCACAACCAAGACUGUGGGCACGGAGAUCAAGGCUAAUGGCAAGAAUAGCCGCAACGACUUUGUCAUUUUUGGUGGGCCUGUCAGCGUGAAGUUUCCUGCUCCUGCUCCUGCGUACACUACCAUUGUCUCAGGGAUGCCGGGAGGGCAACCCAUGGGCUCGCUGCUGCAGCCAGGGCCUGGCAUUGGGCGGUGA
This is a messenger RNA of Guillardia theta CCMP2712, 900 nucleotides long. RefSeq lists its product as hypothetical. The record is from RefSeq and is a predicted model, not a curated record. Bases 1 to 900 code for a protein of 299 amino acids. The transcript is spliced from 4 exons. NCBI's taxonomy places the organism in Eukaryota, Cryptophyceae, Pyrenomonadales, Geminigeraceae.